Messenger RNA from Benincasa hispida (wax gourd), 2076 nucleotides. The record is from RefSeq and is a predicted model, not a curated record. NCBI's taxonomy places the organism in Eukaryota, Viridiplantae, Streptophyta, Magnoliopsida, Cucurbitales, Cucurbitaceae.
UAUCGACAUUAAUACAUCACUAUUUUCAUCGACAUUUUCAUAAAAUUGUUUUUUUAAUACAAGUGAGAGAUAAAAAGGCUUGGAAGGAAUGAAAUAUAGAUGAAAAGAAGGGAAAUGGCAGGUGGAUUUUCGCGGGAAAAUGAUGAUUUUGCCAUCAAUUACCAACCACUGUCGUCCCAAGUCGCUAUCACCACCACAAACCAACUAACAUUUUUCAAUCAAUCCAUCCUUAGAACCCAAGUUACUGCAACCCUUCAACUCCCUUCCUAUUCCUUUUUUCACCAAUCAACUCUUCUUCUUUCAUUCCCUUCUUCAUCUUCUCCAACACCAUUUUCCUCCCUUCAUUAAUUUCCCAUCUCAAUCCCUCCUUCAAAACCCCUUCUCCUAAUGGCAAAAUGGGGUUUUCUUAUAUCCCUUCCCAAAUGUGUUGUUGGAUUCUGUUUUUUACUCCAUGUUUUGAACCUGCAGACACCGCCCGUGGUGGCCGAUGAUGAAGAUGAUGAUUACGUUGCAGUAGAUAGCAGCGGCUACAGCGGUUAUAGCGGCGGUGUAUCGGAGCAAUGUGAUACUGAUUUGAGAAGCUUUCUUCCACCACCAUAUGGUAAUUUAACCAAUGUCGUCUGCAAACCCAUCUGGAAUACAUUUGUAUUACGGUAUACACAAAAUGAAGAGAAUGUAAUGAACAUCAUUGUAUCAGCUUUAUACACAACAGGGUGGGUAGGGAUUGGGUUUUCAAGAGAUGGGAUGAUGGUGGGAUCAAGUGCAAUGGUGGGAUGGGUAAACAAGAAAGGCCAUGCAAGAAUCCACCAAUAUUACUUGCAAGGAAGAAAACAAUCAGAAGUAAUUCAAGACAAAGGAGAAUUGCCACUUACUAAUGUUCCUUCCUCAGUUGUAUUGCAUGGUGCCACCAUUUACUUGGCAUUUCAGCUCAAAUUCAGUGUCAUGGUUUCUCAGCAACCAAUCCUCUUGGCUUUUGGGAAUGCUUAUCCUAGACAUAAUCACUUGACUACUCACAGUGAUAAAACUGCUGUUGUUUUUGACUUCUCUGCAGGUUCCAAGUCUUCAGCAGCAGCAGUAGGCAGUGACAUUGAACAGACAAAGAAAAACCAUGGUGUAUUGGGGAUCAUUGGAUGGGGUCUCAUCCUUCCAGUUGGGGCAAUCAUUCCUAGAUACUUCAGACAUAAGGAUCCUCUUUGGUACUAUCUUCAUUCAGUAAUUCAGUUUGUGGGCUUUGCCAUUGGACUUACUACUGUUGUACUUGGAAGACAACUUUACAACAAAAUUAAUGCCAAUGUACCAACUCAUAGAGGCAUUGGUAUCUUUGUUCUUGUAUUCAGCAUUCUUCAGGUGCUGGCAUUCUUUUUGAGACCCAACAAGGAAGCUAAAAUCAGAAAGUACUGGAAUUGGUAUCACCAUUGGUUUGGAAGGAUUGCUCUGUUUUUUGGAGCAUUGAAUAUAGUGUUGGGAAUUCAAAUUGGAGGAGCAGGAAAUGAAUGGAAAGUAGGCUAUGGGUUUCUUCUUAGCAUAAUACUUAUUGCAGUGAUUGUUUUGGAAGCAUUGGCAUGGAUGAAAAGAUCAGAUAAAGCUGCCAUGAAUUCAUUUCAAAUGAAUCCAGUACCAUAAUUAAGCAUUGUUUGGAUAUCUCAUUUUCAGGUCUGUUCUUUCUCUUACUAAUCUACUGUCUUUAAAUAAGAGUAUAUUUUACUAUUUACUGUUUAAAACUAACCUCAUGGUGAAGCUAAAUCUGCAUUCUCAGACUUAACAGAAGAUUGGUUUCAUUGGGUUUUCAUUGAGGGCUGGAUCCUUGUAGUAUGCUGAGUUCUUCUAUAUUAAGCAGAAGCCUUUCAACGACGAAGCUCUCUCGAUGAUUGAUCAUGAUUACAUUAGCUCAUAUGUUUGGCAAUUGAUGGUGUUUGUUAUCCCAACUGCAAGUUUUUGGAGUGCUGAAUCAUUUGCAGGAUGAAGAAGCCCUUGUAUUGUUAACUCUGUUUCAAAGUAUAUUCAGACAAUGCAUUUUUGUAAAGUAUGGAAACAGAUAUUUCUUUGUGAUUGUCUAUCAAUCAUCAAUGCUGCUUA